This is a messenger RNA of Rasamsonia emersonii CBS 393.64, 1734 nucleotides long. Its product is annotated as MRS7 family protein. Gene Ontology annotation, cellular component: mitochondrial inner membrane. The record is from RefSeq and is a predicted model, not a curated record. The transcript has 3 exons. Gene Ontology annotation, molecular function: ribosome binding. Bases 1 to 1734 code for a protein of 577 amino acids. Gene Ontology annotation, biological process: intracellular monoatomic cation homeostasis. NCBI's taxonomy places the organism in Eukaryota, Fungi, Ascomycota, Eurotiomycetes, Eurotiales, Trichocomaceae.
AUGAGGCCCGCAAGAUUCGUGUACCCAGCGUCCACAACUCGCUUAUACUGGGGCACGCGUACGAAGCUUCCCAGCGCACUAGCUUCACGUUCUGUAGCACAACUACAGCGGAACAGUCGCUCCUUGCCAUCACACCUGCACGCUUUGGUGAUUCCCAUUCCUCAGCAGCACACAUAUUCUACGGAGACAUCUACAACUACUGGUUCAGCGUCGUCUUUUCUGCCACCAGGGUUCAACGCUGAACAGGCAAAGAAACCGUUACCCCUCGACUCGCAGAAGACUUCGGAUUCGACAGUCUCUAAAGAUGGGAGUUCGAGCGCGCAUCCUAGCGUGGAGUCUGAAACAGGAAAAGAAACGAAACCUUUGGAGCAGGCGACCUUGACCGAACACGGGUCGGCAGAGGCUGCCAUUGCGGAGACAGAGAAGCGAGUCCCGGAGGAGAAGAAGGAGACCAAAAAGUUGACAAUUGCCCAAAAAAUCAAAAAGGAGGCUCAACACUAUUGGGAUGGCACCAAGCUGCUUGCGACGGAGGUUAGGAUCAGUGUAAAACUCGCGAUGAAAAUGGCCGCGGGGUACGAGUUGAGUCGUCGCGAGAGCAGGCAGUUUUAUUCACAGUUGCAAAGAACCGUAAAGGACCUCGCUCGGCUGGUGCCAUUUUCGGUUUUCGUUAUUGUUCCUUUUGCUGAAUUGUUAUUGCCUGUUGCUCUGCGACUCUUCCCCAACAUGCUUCCCAGCACGUACGAAGGACAGAAAUCGCGCGAGGCGAAGGCUGCCAACCUCCGGAGGACUCGGAAGGAAGUGUCGGCUUUUCUCCAGGAUACUCUGAAAGAAACGGGACUUCCCGUCAGCGCCGCUAACGCCAAGAAAGAGGAGUUCACGGAAUUCUUCAAGAAGAUCCGGGCAACGGGCGAGACCCCAUCCGACGAAGAUGUUAUCAAGGUCUGCAAGAUCUUCAAGGAUGAUUUGACCUUGGACAACCUCUCCCGGCCUCAGCUGGUGGCCAUGUGCAAGUACAUGAACCUGAACUCCUUUGGAACGGAUGCCAUGCUUCGGUAUCAUAUCCGUCACCGGAUGCGCCAGAUCAAACGGGAUGACAGGGCCAUCUACUACGAGGGUGUUGAUUCACUCUCUGUUCCUGAAUUACAGAUGGCCUGCGCUUCCCGUGGCCUCCGAACGCAUGGACUGUCUCCGGCCCGCCUUCGGGACGAUCUCUCCAUGUGGUUGGAUCUGCGUCUCAAGCAAGGCGUUCCAUCGACCCUCCUUGUGCUCAGCAACGCAUACAUGUACACGCAGCAAGGCAAGGAGUCUGAAAUCGCCUCUCAGAUCGACGCUCUUCGGUCGGUGCUUUCCAGCAUUCCUGAGGAACUGUUCCAUGAGAUCGAGCUUGAGGUCCACAAUGCCGAGGGCGCAGCUACCAACAAGCAGCGUCUCGAGGUCGUGAAGGAACAGCAGGAACUUAUUGAGGAGGAGAACAUGCAGAGAAAAGAGAAUGAAGAGAAGGGUGUGUCAGCACCGAAAGACACGGAGGAUAUCGAUGACAAAGAGGAAGCCAAAGUUGAGGCGUCUUCUGAUAAAAACGGGCAACAGGCUACCGAAGCAACGGAGGCUGAGAAGGACCAGGAACGGGCCGAGAAGAAGCAGCGCGAAGAAGAAAAGGAGCAGGAGUCCAAACAGGCCGACGGCAGGAAGCAACAGGGAGAGGAGGAGAAGAAGGACUCCAGUCAAAACCCUUGA